This is a messenger RNA of Hydractinia symbiolongicarpus, 1681 nucleotides long. Its product is annotated as cytochrome c oxidase assembly protein COX15 homolog. The transcript has 9 exons. Gene Ontology annotation, biological process: heme A biosynthetic process. NCBI's taxonomy places the organism in Eukaryota, Metazoa, Cnidaria, Hydrozoa, Anthoathecata, Hydractiniidae. Gene Ontology annotation, molecular function: oxidoreductase activity, acting on NAD(P)H, heme protein as acceptor. The coding region runs from base 101 to 1315 and encodes 404 amino acids. Gene Ontology annotation, cellular component: mitochondrial inner membrane. The record is from RefSeq and is a predicted model, not a curated record.
GAGUUUUCCGUCCAAAAGUCGCACGCUUUUUUAAGCUUUCGAUUUCUUGAUUUGUCAUUGUAAUACUUACCUUACCUAACCUUAGUGAUAACAUACACAUAUGAUGACAUUCUCUUUAAUCCAACGAGCGACACCCUUAAGAAACUUACGUUGUGUACAAGCACGGUUAUUUGGAAGUUUGACCACAAAGAAGGUGAACCACAAGCUUUUACAACAAGUUAAAUCAAAGUUUUGCUCCACAACUAGUUCAAAUACUGUCUCAAAAGCCCAGAAACUUGUUGGAUAUUGGCUAUUAGGAUGUUCAGGUGCUGUAGCAGGUGCAGUCACACUCGGUGGAAUUACUCGGCUGACGAAAUCUGGCCUUUCAAUGACUGACUGGCAUCUGAUUCGUGGAAUGAAGCCUCCUCGAUCUCAUGAAGAAUGGAUGAGUGAAUUCGAGCGUUAUCAAAGUUUUCCUGAGUUUAAAUUAGCGAGAAGUGAUAUGACUCUGAAUGAAUUUAAAACGAUUUUUUACAUGGAAUAUUACCAUCGAAUGUAUGGACGAUUUGUUGGUUUGGCUUUUUACAUUCCAGCUGGUUAUUUUUGGUAUAAGGGUUUUUUUUCUAAAGGAAUGAAGACAAGAGCUGUGAUAUUCGGAAGCUUGAUUUUAGGCCAGGGUCUGUUGGGAUGGUACAUGGUAAAAAGUGGACUAAAUGAUCAAUCUCGGGCUAACACCAACGAACCUCGCGUCAGUCAGUAUCGGCUUGCGGCCCAUCUUGGUCUGGCUUUUACUGUGUUUUCCGGGUUAUUUUAUCAAUCUCUUGCGCACUUAUUAAAGGAAAAUCCAAUUAAAUACACAAAAGAGAUUGGAAGACUGAAAAAGUUUGCUCAUACUUCAAUGGCUUUAACAUUUGUCACGGCUAUGUCAGGAGCUUUCGUUGCUGGUUUGGAAGCCGGUCUUGUGUAUAAUUCAUUUCCAAAGUUUGCCGACCGAUGGAUUCCUUCAGAUAUAGCUGCUUUGAAUCCCUGGUGGAAGAACCUUUUUGAAAAUCCAACGACUACACAGUUCAAUCACAGAAUACUUGGUACAACGACCUUCGCAAGCGUGGCAACGGUGUUUUACUUAGCAAGACCACUGGGAUUACCUCCAAGAGCUAGAUUGGCUGCGAACUGUUUACUUGGAAUGGCUUGUGUUCAGGUCGGUUUGGGCAUCGCUACUUUGCUUUUGUAUGUCCCGACACACUUGGCUGCGUCGCAUCAAUUUGGCUCGCUUUCGUUAUUAUCUGUUGCUAUCUGGUUAAACUAUGAAUUAAAGUCGGGCAAGAUACCAAAAUAAAAACCUAGCAUUGUACACGUAAGAAUAUGAAGGUUUUGGUGUAUGACUGUUAGUAACAUAAGGAGGCUGGUACCAAAUCUACCGCGUAAUUUUUUUUUUAUUUUUGUAAAUUAUUUUGAAACGUUUCAGGACGCGCGGAUGUGUAACUAUGCAUGUUAGCUAACUACUCUGAUUGGUUAAGCGAAUAAAUAGUUAUAUAUAACUUAACUUUCCUCUAUCUCUGAGUAAUAAUUUCCGAGAACAACCAAUCACAUUGUGAAUUUUCAUCUUCUUGUAGUUUUGCGUAGGUAUACUAGGAUAUUUUCAGGACAAGAAAUUGACUGUAAUAAAAAUAUUUGUAAAUAAAAAAGAAAGACAAUUUAAACA